AUGGCGAACCGAGGCUAUGAUGUCGUAGUAGAUGUGGAUGCAGAGGGCGACCUUGGCCACACUGACCUACAAGAAGACCUCGAAUUCCACCCCUCCAACUUUGAAAACGACCAGAGAACCGCUAAAGUCCAAGGCGAUUCCGCCCCGUUCCUGGGCGGUGGGUCAUCGCGUCGCCGUGACCGGUCCCCUGGCGGCACGCCGACCAAGCACAGCUGGUGGUCGAUACACUACUACGAGCGAUUUUUCGACGUCGACACGAACGAGGUCCUCCGCCGCUGUGUGGCGACGUUGUACCCACGCAGCAACUUCCUCGAUGUGCUAGAGGGCAACGCAGAUCUGUACGGACCAGUCUGGAUCGCGACUACGGUGGUUGUUAUCCUGUUUUUGACGGGUACUAUCUCGCAAUGGUUGUCAAACAAUGGCGACAAGCACUUCGAGUACGAUUUCACGCUGCUAUCGGGUGCAGCUGGUCUGGUCUAUGGGUACACGGGUAUCGUGCCUAUUGCCCUGUGGGGCGCACUGCGUUGGUUCGGCAGCUCAACAGCUGACCUUAUUGAGUGCUGGUCUCUGUAUGGGUACUCUAAUUUGGUCUGGAUUGCAGUUGCACUGGUCAGCUGGAGUCCGUUGACUGCGCUUAACUGGGCGCUUGUUGGCGUUGGCUUUGCUUGGACGGUCUUCUUCCUUCUGCGGAACUUGUACCCGGUCUUGAAUGCUACUGAUGCGAAGGCUAGCAAGAUCCUCUUGAUCUUGGUUGUUGUGCUACAUGCGGCACUGGCUAUUGCUAUCAAGGUGCUUUUCUUUGCUCACGGAAGCCCCGUCUCAAAGAAGAAGGAUAAGGAACAUGACGAUAACAAGGAUGAUGACAAGAAAGGGAUGAUGUUCCGGGCAUAA
Molecule: messenger RNA, 891 nt
Organism: Penicillium vulpinum
Lineage: Eukaryota; Fungi; Ascomycota; Eurotiomycetes; Eurotiales; Aspergillaceae
Product: Yip1 family protein
Exons: 4
Coding region: 1-891 (296 amino acids)
Biological process (GO): vesicle-mediated transport
Cellular component (GO): Golgi apparatus; membrane
Molecular function (GO): small GTPase binding
Source: RefSeq, a predicted model, not a curated record